AUGAUUUGCCUUAGCAAGGCCGACGAAGGCACCUUCAGGCACCUCACCUUCAAUCAGAGUCCCAGACCCUUGGCCGCCAGCUCCACAACCCGCCAGGACCUCAACGGUAUCGCCAACCUCCGCGAGCACGUCGCCUCUGGCCAGGACGAAGACGACGCGGGAGGAGGCACCGUGUCGUCAGCAGACGAAGCUGAAAAGUGGUAUCACCAGGGCACACCGCCAGGCGAUGACACCUGUCACGGUGGUAGAGGAGACAGCGUGGGACACGAGCAGUCUCACGGAGUGUCCGUCUCGCGCUGUCGGGAGCGCUCGACUGGUGGUGAUGACCAGCUUGGCCUCCUUAAGAAGGUGACCAACCCGGCGUGCCUUGCACGUCUUUGGGGUUGGUGCACCUGGUUUGCAUCUGUUCUUCUGAUGUCUUUCAUCCUGACCUCUCUCUUCUCCCCUCACACUACUACGACUACUCGUGAGGUGUCCACGCCGGCCGCAACGCACCCUGUACCCGUACCUGCCCCCUCCGCCCAGAGCAAUGGUGGUGGCGUCGUCCAGGAGAUGCGCAAGAGGUCGACCUGCACCGCCAAUGGCGUCGACAGUGCCGAGUACAACAUGCCUCUGCACGUCGGCGCGCUGAUGAUCAUCUGGUUUGUCUCGACCACGGCCUGCGCCUUCCCGCUCCUGGCCAAGAAGUUUCCCGGCCUGCACAUCCCGCAGCGCUUCUUCUUCGUCAUUCGGCACUUUGGCACGGGCGUCCUCAUCGCUACCGCCUUUGUCCACUUGCUCCCCACGGCCUUCGUGUCUCUCGGGGACCCCUGCCUCGGGAGCUUCUGGGUCAGCGACUACCCAGCCAUGCCGGGCGCCAUCUCUCUGGCCUCCAUCUUCUUUGUCACCGUCAUCGAGAUGGUCUUCCACCCUGCUCGUCGCUGCACCUCGGUCCCAACACCAUCCGCACCACAGGAGGGCGCCACCACCGCCGCCCAGGGCGAUGAUCCCGUGACCACGGAAGACCCUCAGGCUCUUGCCAUGUGCGACAUGGCCCCACCCAAGGCGCGUACAUCCAGCGUCGGUCAUGGCCUGAACCAGCUUUCCGUCGUGGAGGAGAACAGGCCAUCCGAGGACGGCGAUGUCGAGAGUGGCCGAGACAGUACUGGUCAAGAGUCAUCCGCUUUGAAGUCGUUGCCCGAGCUGAAGCUCCGAAAGGAGCGUCUGCAGUGUGUCCUGCUCGAGCUGGGUAUCCUCUUCCACAGUAUCUUCAUCGGCAUGGCGCUCAGUGUGUCGGUCGGCAACGAGUUCAUCAUACUGCUUAUUGCCAUCACCUUCCAUCAAACUUUUGAAGGCCUCGCCCUCGGUACGCGCAUCUCCAUGGUCAAGUGGCCAGAGUCGUACAAGUAUCAGCCGUGGCUCAUGGCUCUGGCGUAUGGUUGUACCACGCCCCUCGGCCAGGCCAUCGGCCUCGCCACGCACACGCUGUACUCCCCCGACUCGGAAAUUGGCCUCAUCGUCGUCGGUGUCAUGAACUCCAUUUCGGCCGGGCUCCUGGUGUUUGCGUCCCUGGUAGAGCUCAUGGCGGAGGACUUCCUCUCGGAUGAUAGCUGGAGGGUUCUGCGUGGCAGAAAGAGGGUUAUGGCCUGCGUGAUCGUGUUCCUGGGAGCCUUUUGCAUGAGUCUCGUCGGCGCAUGGGCGUAA
This is a messenger RNA of Emericellopsis cladophorae, 1683 nucleotides long. RefSeq names its product Zinc-regulated transporter-like protein. Gene Ontology annotation, cellular component: plasma membrane. Gene Ontology annotation, biological process: zinc ion transmembrane transport. Gene Ontology annotation, molecular function: zinc ion transmembrane transporter activity. The coding region runs from base 1 to 1683 and encodes 560 amino acids. NCBI's taxonomy places the organism in Eukaryota, Fungi, Ascomycota, Sordariomycetes, Hypocreales, Bionectriaceae. The transcript has 2 exons. The record is from RefSeq and is a predicted model, not a curated record.